AACAAACAACCUUCCUUAGCAAUUAGCAUUGAAAGAAGGAAAUGCACAGUGAAAGAGGACCAGAAUGUCAUCAGAAUGGUGCCUGAGGUUUCUCAAACUGUUUAAAACAUUACUAACCUCUAAACCUCAAAACAAGUGGCUAUGCAAACGCUCCAGGUUCUAGCUACUACAUAACCAAAGAAUAAAACGAUUAAAACACAACAAGUAAUUUGAAACUUGUCUCAUGAUGGGGUAUUUUGGGUAAUUACUCCUGUCCACAUCUUCCUAUUAAACUAACAGAGUAGGAGGACUAAGAAGCAAGACGACUCAAAGGAAAAGAGAGAAGAAAGUCCACAAAAGAAAAGAGAUUAGAUAGAUCAAAUGGCGUUUGAAGCUCUUACCGGAGUCGACGGUGAUCUAAUCACCAUAUCAUGGAUGGCGUCAAAGGGAGCUAACCAAACGGAGCACUAUCUCAAAGAAGAAGUAGGGGGAAUCAUUAUUUUCGCCUUCCCACCAUUUUUCUCGGCGGAAGGUUUGUUCGCUACGGCGAAUAAAUCUCCCUUUGGAGAAAUAAAGAUGAAGCGUAAUCAAUUUCCUUGUAUGAGAAGCAUCGGCAACAACGUUGACGCUACUGUUAACGAAGCUUUCCUCAAGAAUCUUGAAGUUAUCAUUGGUCCAAGAACCUCAUUUUAUGCUUCAGUGCAAAGCGCGGUUGAAAGUAAACAACAGAUUGUGUUCACAGGACAUUCUUUCGGAGGCGCAACUGCAAUUUUAGCAACAGUUUGGUAUUUGGAGACAUACUUCAUACGCAAUCCAAAUGUCCCUGAGCCUCGUUGUGUGACAUUUGGAGCUCCUCUGGUUGGUGACUAUAUCUUCAAACACGCGCUUGGGAGAGAGAAUUGGAGCCGGUUUUUUAUAAACUUUGUUACAAGAUUUGAUAUUGUCCCUCGGAUUAUGCUUGCUCGCAAGGCAUCGAUAGAGAAAAUCCUGCCUUAUGUUCUUGGCCAAUUGGAUCCUAGAAGAGCUUCGAUCCAAGAGAGCGACCAGAUAAUAACAGAGUUUUACACAACGGUGAUGCGAGACACAUAUACUGUUGCUUCUAAAGCUGUCUGUCAGUUGGUUGGAAACGGAGAAGCGUUUUUAGACACUCUUUCUAGUUUUCUUGAGCUAAGUCCUUAUAGACCAGUAGGCACUUUUGUCUUCUCUACACAGAAAAGAUUGGUUGUAGUGAACAACUCAGACGCCAUUCUUCAAAUGUUGUUUUACACUUGUCAGUCCAACGACGAACAAGAAUUGUCUCUGAUUCCAUUUCUAAGCAUUAGAGAUCACCAUGGCUAUGAGGAACUAGUACAAUCAAUUGGUAUUAAGCUGCUUAAUCAUUUGGAUCUGCAUAAUCCGCCUUUGGAUGGAGAAAACUCAAUAAGCUCCGCUCUCGACGACCUUGGAAUGAGCACAAGAGGCAGACAGUGCAUUCAUGCUGCAUUAGAGGCUGAGAAGCAACAAGUAGAAAAUCAGAAGAAGAUAGAAACCAAAAGAGAGAAAAUAGUAGAAAGACUAACUUGGAUAGUGGAGAGAUACAAGCCAAAGUGUCAAACUCAUAAAAAUGGGUAUUACGAUUCCUUCAAAGAUUCAAAUGAAGAGAAUGACUUCAAAGCAAACGUCACGAGAGUGGAGUUAGCCGGUAUUUUCGACGAGGUGCUUGGUUUAGUGAAAAAAUGUCAGCUUCCAGAUGGAUUCGAGGGGAGCGGAGCCUGGAUCAAUUUAGCAACUCAAUACCGCAGAUUAAUUGAACCUCUUGAUAUUUCAAACUACUAUCGGUAUUUAAAGAACGAAGACACUGGGCCGUACAUGUUACACGGAAGACCAAGCCGCUACAUAUACGCUCAGAGAGAGUACGAACAUAGAAUAUUAAAGCCAAAAGGAAUGAUUGCAGAAGAUGUGUUUUGGAACAAGGUAAAUGAUCUUAACUUAGGGUUACAGCAAGAAAUUCAAGAGAAUCUAAAGAUAUCGGGAUCCAAGUGCGGAUCAUGCUUUUGGGCUGAGGUCGAAGAACUCAAGGGAAAGCCAUACGAGGAAGUUGAGGUAAGAGUUAAGACAUUACAAGGGAUGCUUGAAGGAUGGAUCGGAGACGGGGAAGUAGAUGAUAAGGAAAUAUUUCUGGAGGGUUCAACAUUUCGAAAGUGGUGGAAUACACUUCCCGACAAUCACAAACUCCAUUAUCCGCUGUAUCUGCGAGGGCGUCUGAUGGAUGAAACAAGAGCUACAUGAACCUUAAAUGGUCGAUUAUUUAAGCUAUUGAAACACUUGCUUCUUAAUUUGUGCAAUAAGAAAUGUUUAUUAAUCUUGUUUCCACUUCACGAUGAUCUUAGAAUAAGAAACAUGUUGUAUGAUCAUUGUAAAGUAAUGUAAUAGAUCUCUAUUCUAAAGUCAAAUUUGGUUUCCACUU
Messenger RNA from Arabidopsis lyrata subsp. lyrata, 2425 nucleotides. RefSeq names its product protein EDS1B. The record is from RefSeq and is a predicted model, not a curated record. Gene Ontology annotation, biological process: lipid metabolic process; defense response. Lineage: Eukaryota; Viridiplantae; Streptophyta; Magnoliopsida; Brassicales; Brassicaceae. Bases 361 to 2247 code for a protein of 628 amino acids. The transcript is spliced from 3 exons.